This is a messenger RNA of Penicillium malachiteum, 246 nucleotides long. RefSeq lists its product as uncharacterized. Bases 1 to 246 code for a protein of 81 amino acids. The transcript is spliced from 2 exons. The record is from RefSeq and is a predicted model, not a curated record. Lineage: Eukaryota; Fungi; Ascomycota; Eurotiomycetes; Eurotiales; Aspergillaceae.
AUGGCUUCAUGCCUGGAUAGUUCAAAAGCCCAGUCGAUAGGAUGCGAUACAGAGCCCAUUUGUGCUGUAGAGGCAAAGAAGUCUCGAGUCGAGAUAAUCAAGGUAGAUACUGUAAAGGCCUUGAAGCACCAAGAUAUUUUCCAACAAUAUUACAACUCCGAGAUCCAGGAGGAAGAGGAAGAGGAUGAGGAUGAAGAAGAGGCCAGCGAGGAAGAUGGGGACCUCUGGAAACGAAGAUCAAGUUGA